AUGAGAGUUCUCGGUUUAGAGUAUGUAAAGUCCAACAACUUUUCCUAUGCCAUUGUGGCAGUUGGAGAGACACCAUAUGCCGAAACAAAUGGUGAUAGCAUGAAUUUGACAAUCUCUGGAAAAGGGGCAGACACCAUAAACAAUGUGUGUGGAGGAGUCAAAUGUGUGACUGUGAUCAUCUCUGGUCGUCCUGUGGUUAUACAGCCAUAUGUUGAUGUGAUUGAAGCACUUGUUGCUGCAUGGCUUCCAGGUUCUGAGGGACAUGGUGUCACUGAUGUGUUGUUUGGUGAUUAUGGUUUCAGUGGCAAGCUUCCAAGGACAUGGUUCAAAACCGUUGAUCAGUUGCCAAUGAAUGUUGGAGAUUCUCACUAUGAUCCCCUUUACCCAUUUGGAUUUGGCCUUGAAACCAAACCCCACAAAGCCAAUUAG
Molecule: messenger RNA, 429 nt
Organism: Cajanus cajan (pigeon pea)
Lineage: Eukaryota; Viridiplantae; Streptophyta; Magnoliopsida; Fabales; Fabaceae
Biological process (GO): glucan catabolic process
Molecular function (GO): beta-glucosidase activity
Source: RefSeq, a predicted model, not a curated record